Aspergillus candidus is the source of this 3182-nucleotide messenger RNA. RefSeq lists its product as uncharacterized. Lineage: Eukaryota; Fungi; Ascomycota; Eurotiomycetes; Eurotiales; Aspergillaceae. Gene Ontology annotation, molecular function: protein binding. The coding region runs from base 346 to 2961 and encodes 871 amino acids. The record is from RefSeq and is a predicted model, not a curated record. The transcript is spliced from 6 exons.
UUACUCGCGGCUGCUGGAAAGCUACUACAGGCGGCUCAGUUCUCCGGUCUUUGUCUCCUCCGCGUUGAGGCUUGACAAUGAUGAGUACUAUUAUACUGUCAAAUCUGCUGUUCAGUGAUAGGGCCUUGUCGACUGGUGUGAUGUCAUUUGCGUCUUUAUAUAUGCGCCCUUCGUGAUCCUGCUAUAUUAGAAUUGAUUUAUACGCUGUUUGGUGGCCGUGGCGGAUUGAUUCACGCCGCUGGAUUGCCUGAUACUUUGGGUUGCGGGCUUUGGGCUUGGCUUGCUCCAGAGCGCGCCCCUCCGCACCAUACCAAAGUCUGGAUUCCUGGGUGAUAACUUUUGAGGAUGGCCUCCAAUAACAACCCCCAGCGAAGGCUGUCCGGGGGAAUGGCUCGCUCAAGAGAAGGGCUACACAUGAGACCGUUGAAUGUAGAAAAGGGGCAGCAAAGAUUCUCAGCACACGAUACAUUUCCUCCUCAGACAGCAACAUGGCGCAAUAAUUUGAUUGCACUCUCGCAACGUCGUAAUUUACUGUUUACUGCGUACAGCCAGCGGAUCUAUGUCUGGGAGCCGGCGGGGUCAUCGCAGACUCUAGGCUCUAAACCUAGAAUGAUCAUUGCCCCCGUUAUGAAAGAACCCAAUAGCGCUGGCUAUAUUUCGCCAGUAACUCCGCACGCAAUCAACAGUAUCCUCGUCGAUGAUCUGGGUCGUGAGGAGGUAUUACUGCUGGCGACUGAUUCUGGAAAUGUCUGCGGGUAUCGUGUCGAAGCUAUAUAUUCGGCUCUGGCGCGAGCCACAGAGGGUAACGAAGAGUGCCCCCUGGACGGAUCUCAGGUCGAUCCGUUUUUCGUCGAGUACGUCGAAGCCAGUGCCUGGGGCCUGGCCAUCCACAAGUUUGCUCGAUUGAUUGCUGUGACCGCGAACACGGGUCUGGUGACCGUGUUCGCUUUUGCCCUGGUCAACCCGGCUUCUGGACACAGCCAUGAUUCGACGGUUCAUCCUGAGGAAGAGGAUGACUUCACUGACUACGGCCAGACCUGGCUAGACAUCAAAACCAGUGAGCAUUUCAAGCAGUUGCGGAAUCUCAUGCCGGACAAACACCGGAAGCGAAACAUCAGAUUGACGUAUACCGGCCAUUUUUCGAACAUCCCCUCUGUAUCUUUUUUUAACUGCGACCUGGAUCCCAACGGCACGUGGAUGGUUAGUACGGAUAUUGACAACAAACUCCUUGUCUGGAAAGUAUGGGAGAGUCUCGGUCCGUUCAACGUGUACCAUUUCAACGAUAUCAGCUUCAAAUCGUUCCCGGAAACCCUGGGCAAUGACAUUGAACGUGGUUGGACCGUCUUGGCUCUGGAUCCGCGGACUUUUCAUUUACUCAAAUCCACCGAAGAAGCGUGUGGAGGACUUCCUCAACGUCGUUUGAAAGACGGACAGUCGAUGCUCGACCUCACGAAGCUGAGCUCCCGCAUACCUAAUGCCUCGCACAUAUACAACUACUUCCCUCCUGUUGCCAAGCCCGAACCGGAACAGCCGGUCUUACCUGACAUACUUGGAGCAGAUUGCUGCAUCACCAGGGACAGCCGCUCAGCAGGGCCUAUCCGGCACGGAAGAGGGAAGCAUGACAGUCUGGAUUCUGGCAGAUCGCACCCUUAUCAUGCAGGCAGCACGACGCCUUCGGACCGAGCAGAAAUAACCCGACCUCCAACCUCUGCCAGCGGCCUGCGUCCGUCUGACUCCGCGGACGCAUUCAGUCAUCGGGCCGUUGACGGGUCUAUUCGCGAAGAUACCGCGAGCCAUGAGGAUACUUCCGACGAGGACAUGGUCACUGAGGUACCAGCAAUUCAAGAAAACACCGAUGCGAUCUUCCAGGCACUGGACGAAAAUGACGAUGACACAAAUGAGAACCCCCUCUUUCCCAGAAAUGGACCAUUGACAACGCCAGAAUUCCUCCGGUUCGCACUCUCAGAAGCUCUCGGGGGCGAUAUCCACGGCGCGGAAGAGUACUUUGACGACUACUCGGCCAUCGACGAGGACACCUACGACGACGACGAUGACGACGACCGGGAAAUGGACGAAGCGGACGACGAUACCUCGGAGAGUGGCGACGCAUCCACAUCGGGUGCGGCCGCGUACCAGGUCUUUGAUCCUCCCCUGACGUCGAACUUCCCCAUCCUCCACUUCUCCCAGACGGACAUCCGCCUCAUCCCCCACCCCUUUGCCUCCCAUGCCAGCGUCGUCUGCGGCGCGCCCCUCCGCCAGCCCUUCACACACCCCAUCGUCUCCAUCCGCGCCUGCGACCGCUUCAACAUGGUCAAGUACAUCCCCGAGCACGGCAUCGUCGUCGCCGCGUCGCAGAAAGGCCGCGCCGCCGUCAUCGCCCUCACCGAGUCCGAGUCCACAGGCCUCUCCUUCCGCGUCGACUGGAUCGUCCCCUUUGAGAGCCAGGAAAAGUACGGCGACCGGCCCCUCAUCCCCCUCCUCGGCAUGACCGUCAGCCCCAUCCAAGGCUUCGAGAUGCCCCCAGACGUGCCUUACAUCCCUCGCGGCGUGGACGCCAGCGAUCUCUCCUUCCGCUACCGGUGUCCUCCCACCGACGACGCAGACACACCACCCUCCCACCCACCAUCCCAAAUCACCCAACCACACUUCUCCUCUACCCCUCAAGCAUCCAAAUCAACAUCAACAUCCACCCUCCACAGCAGAGACACCCACAAUGACACCGCCCAAAAAAGAGAAUACCCCCUCUCCCUCCCAGAAUGCCACGCCCAAGCAACAAACGCCUACCAACCCGAAGAGCCCUGGCGCGGAUGGAACCCCUCGCGUCGGUACCGGGUGCUUCUCAUGUACGCAGACCACACGGUCAUGAGCUACGAGUUCUGGUACAACUGGAACACGGCGGGCGGGGACGGGCACGCAAGCGCUGCAAACGAGGAAGAGGAAGAUCAGUUUCUUGUUGUUUAGUAGCAGUAGCCUUUCUGCCUCUUCUUUCUAUCUUCUGAUGUGUUUUUUUUGGAGAUGUACUGGAUGGGGAUGAGGAGGCUGGUCAUUACCUACUGAGCAAAGCGCCUGCAUAUUGAUUGAUUGGGCUUUCGGGAUGUUGUUUGGAUUUGAGUUGAGUUUAGCGGGAUCCUUUUUGAGUUGUUUGUUUAUUUGUCUAUUUAUUUAUAUACUUCUUUUUGCAU